AUGAAAGCUAUUGCUAUUCUCUUCAUCGUCUUAGCUUUGACUUCUGCUAGAAACUAUCCUAUGUUCAAGCAAUGCGACAGUCAAUGGGGUAACAUCAUUAUCGGAUCUGGCCCUGAUACUAUUUGCAAAGUUGGUUGCUUGCUUUCCAGUGUCUCUAUGGCUCUUAACUCAUACGGUAAGACUGUUGAUGGUUAAUCUGCCAACCCUAAAACUGUUAAUGCUUGGUUAAAGGCCCAUGGUGGUUUCUCAGGUGAAUUAUUCGUCUGGGGUUCUAUCUCUUCUUUAGGUUUCUCCUACGUUGGUAAGGUCAAUGCUGCCACAGCUGCUUCUAACUUAGAUUAAGGAAAGGUUGUCAUCUUGAACGUUAGAAACGGUGGUCACUGGGUUUUGGCUACCAGCAGAAAUGGUUCAACUUUCAAUGUUAAUGACCCUGGUUUCAAUGUUUCUACUUACACUUAAUCAGAAGUUACCCAAGCUGCCAUUUUCUCAGUUAAGGCUGGAUUCCUCUAACAAGCCUAUGAAGCUUUCGAAUCUCUUGCCAACUUCGUUAGUCAAGACGAUUGA
Messenger RNA from Tetrahymena thermophila SB210, 564 nucleotides. Its product is annotated as peptidase C39 family protein. NCBI's taxonomy places the organism in Eukaryota, Ciliophora, Oligohymenophorea, Hymenostomatida, Tetrahymenidae. The record is from RefSeq and is a predicted model, not a curated record. The transcript has a single exon.